Molecule: messenger RNA, 1416 nt
Organism: Arabidopsis arenosa
Lineage: Eukaryota; Viridiplantae; Streptophyta; Magnoliopsida; Brassicales; Brassicaceae
Source: the annotation of a GenBank genome assembly
GAUUUUGGGAUACUGUCUGGUUUUUUUUCGUCUUGUUUCCUUUUUAUGAUUUCACGUGAAAAUUCUUAGCUGCUAGGGUUGUCGAUUUUGGCGAGCGAGAAUGGACAAGUACGAGCUGGUGAAAGACAUAGGUGCUGGGAAUUUCGGAGUGGCCAGGCUCAUGAAGGUCAAAAACUCUAAGGAACUUGUUGCCAUGAAGUACAUCGAGCGUGGUCCUAAGAUUGAUGAGAACGUGGCAAGAGAGAUCAUUAAUCACAGAUCACUUCGCCAUCCGAAUAUAAUCCGGUUUAAGGAGGUGGUGUUGACUCCAACCCAUCUUGCCAUUGCCAUGGAAUAUGCUGCUGGUGGUGAACUAUUCGAGCGUAUCUGCAGUGCUGGAAGAUUUAGUGAAGAUGAGGCGAGAUACUUCUUCCAACAACUUAUAUCAGGUGUUAGUUAUUGCCAUGCUAUGCAAAUAUGCCACAGAGAUCUGAAGCUCGAGAAUACGCUCCUGGAUGGAAGCCCUGCUCCACGUCUGAAAAUCUGUGAUUUUGGUUAUUCCAAGUCCUCUCUGCUGCACUCUAGGCCCAAAUCAACUGUUGGAACUCCAGCGUAUAUUGCACCUGAGGUCCUUUCUCGGAGAGAAUAUGAUGGCAAGAUGGCUGAUGUAUGGUCCUGUGGUGUGACUCUUUAUGUCAUGCUGGUUGGAGCGUACCCAUUUGAAGACCAGGAAGACCCCAAAAACUUCAGGAAAACAAUACAAAAAAUUAUGGCUGUCCAGUACAAGAUCCCGGACUACGUCCAUAUCUCACAGGAUUGUAAACAUCUCCUUUCCCGUAUAUUUGUCGCCAAUUCACUCAAGAGGAUAACCAUUGUAGAAAUCAAGAAACAUCCAUGGUUCCUGAAGAAUUUGCCAAGAGAACUCACAGAGACAGCUCAAGCUGCAUAUUUCAAGAAAGAGAACCCAACCUUCUCCCUUCAGACCGUUGAAGAGAUCAUGAAGAUAGUGGCUGACGCCAAAACACCGCCUCCUAUUUCCCGGUCCAUCGGAGGUUUUGGCUGGGGAGGAAAUGGAGAUGGAGAGGGAAAGGAGGAAGAUGCAGAAGACGUGGAGGAGGAAGAGGAGGAGGAGGUGGAAGAAGAGGAAGACGAUGAGGAUGAAUACGACAAGACUGUAAAGGAAGUACACGCAAGUGGAGAAGUGAGAAUAAGUUGAUAUUUUGGUUUUUGGUCAGUGUAAGAAAGAAGUUUGUCGUUGGUUUGUUGAAACUGAAUUGUCUCUGUUCUUGUGUUUGCCUUUACAAUGCUUUGGCUAUGGUUUUGGAGAUUUGUAAAAUUUGCAGUAUAAGAAGAUCAAACAGAGGUUGAUGAUGAGUCCUUUGCUACGCAUGAUGGUACUAUGAACAUUGUGACCUCGAAUAAAUAUUUUUGUAAAUU